Molecule: messenger RNA, 1912 nt
Organism: Durio zibethinus
Lineage: Eukaryota; Viridiplantae; Streptophyta; Magnoliopsida; Malvales; Malvaceae
Gene: UMAMIT8
Product: nodulin MtN21 /EamA-like transporter family protein
Cellular component (GO): membrane
Molecular function (GO): transmembrane transporter activity
Source: RefSeq, a predicted model, not a curated record
AGAGAGAUAGAGAUGACCAAGGAAAACAAAUAAAGAAGGGAGCGGAAAGAAAAAUGGUUGCCAUUUAUUACAAUUACAUAACCCAAACACGAAAGUUAAGAGGAAAGAAAAAAGUCAAGUGGUUUGGUGUGGAAUCAGAAUCAAACGUGUAAAGAAAAAGCAUGAAAAAGACGGAAAAAGAAGAGAGGGUUUGAUCAUCUGUUUGGUUUUGGAGGAAAAAAAAAGAGAAAGAAGGUUAUAGAUAUAUAGUUAUAUACAAUAUACAAACUUUUGGGCUCUUUUUUUUAUUUUGUUUACUUCUGUUUGGAAGGAAGGAAAGUGGGGGGAAAACCAAGAUGGUGGUGUACAUGAAGAGAGAUGUGGUUGAAGAUGUGGCAAUAAUUGGAGGAUUGGUAGGGGUGCAAUUUGUUUAUGCAGGGAACUCAGUUUUACUUGGUUAUCUCAUGUCCCUUGGCCUUAGCCCUUUCACCAUUGUUAUUUUCUCCACCCUUGCCACCUUCAUUAUUCUUUCUCCUUUUGCUUUUUAUUUUGAAAGGAGCAAAUGGCCCAAGCAAUUAACCUUGAAGUUGAUAAUUCAGCUGGUUUUGAUCUCCUUUGGAGGGGUAACUCUAUUCCAAUACCUAUUUCUCAAAGGGAUUAAUCUGACUUCACCAGCAGUGGCAACAGCCAUGCCGAACCUUGCUCCAGGGCUUAUCUUUAUAAUUGCUUGGGCUUGCGGGUUAGAAAAAGUUGCUCUAAGUUGCUUAUACAGUAAAGUAAAGAUUGGAGGCACAUUGUUGUGUGUGUUAGGUGCCCUUACAAUGAGCGUAAUGCAGAGCACUGUCCAACCAAAAGAUGCAAGAAUGAUCGCUCCUCCAGCUGGUGAUGUCAUUUUCGACAAAGAUAAGAUCAUCGGUUGUUUGUACCUCAUGGCAGCAGUUGUAGCUCUUUCAAGCAAUGUAGUCUUGCAGGCAACAACUUUAGGUGACUUUCCUGCUCCCAUGUCCUUGUGUGCGAUAACAUCCUUGAUUGGAGUGAUUAUAACUGCAAUGGUUCAAUUGGUAGGAGAUCAUGAUUUGCAUUGGGGUUGGCCCCUGGUUAGCGUUAGGGACCUGAUUGGCUUUUCUUUACUGGGAGGUGCUGUGAGCGGUGCAUGUGUAAGCUUCAAUGGAUGGGCGAUGAAGAAGAGAGGACCAGUUCUUGUCUCACUGUUUAGCCCCAUUGGAACAGUCAUCACAGUCGCUCUCUCUUUUGUUACUUUAGGGGAGACCCUUUCAUUAGGAAGCCUUGCUGGGAUGUUCAUCAUGUUCACCGGUCUCUACUUCGUCUUAUGGGCUAAAGGAAAAGAAGUUUACUCUGGUGGGGAUGGCUUGGAAAGUGAGUUCGACGCAGAGAAGCCUCUAUUAAGUUAACAUGCUAUCUACUUAGUUCCCACAUCAAUCUUUACUAUGGCCUAUACUAGAUAGUAAAGCAAAGCUUAACAAAAAUGAAAUUCAGGCAGAAGAUUUAGUUUCCAAGUUUAAUGUGAACUAGAUUGAUGCAGACCAGAUAAAAACAUCUGAUGUGAAAACCAUAUGAAGUGUGAUUGAAGCUUUGAAUGCUAAGAAUGUAAAUAUUACUAUAUUUUCAACUGUUUUUUGCAGAAACUUGAUAUACCAGCAGCCUGUACAGUAUUCUGAUGUUAUGUAGAGAUGAUAGAGGUAGCUUGGGGAAGAGAAACUGAGGGAGGAGGAGUUGGACAAACGUUAAUAGUUUUGGAAAUUUCCUUCAACAAAAGAAUUUUAUCUCUGAUUAAUCUUAUCAGAUUUCAUUUCAUUAUUACACCAAAUCCGCACCUCAGAUGGAUGGACAUGGAUUCGCCCAAAAGGCCCAAUUAUUGGGUAAGCCCAAAACAAAGUGAGCCCGUUUCUUUUGGCCGAAGUAAUUCUAAAUA